Electrophorus electricus (electric eel) is the source of this 2914-nucleotide messenger RNA. RefSeq names its product lysyl oxidase-like 5b (gene loxl5b). The record is from RefSeq and is a predicted model, not a curated record. Gene Ontology annotation, molecular function: protein-lysine 6-oxidase activity; copper ion binding. Gene Ontology annotation, biological process: peptidyl-lysine oxidation; collagen fibril organization. NCBI's taxonomy places the organism in Eukaryota, Metazoa, Chordata, Actinopteri, Gymnotiformes, Gymnotidae.
AAAAUAACUGAUGGUAACUCAACACGUUUGCUAGAUUAAUUAACCAAUUCUAUUAAUUAACAAAGUAGGUUCAUUUUGCUUUUGCGGUAUUGUUUACAUAUAAAAAAAAUACACGUUUAUUUAGCUUAUUUAUUUAAACUAAACAUAUUUGCAUAUAGAUUCUAUUUGUUCAUCCUCAUAUAAAUUUGCCCUUAGGGCUUUUACUUUUGCAAUAAAUGUUUAUUUACGUUGGAAUAUGAGUCGAGUGCAAACUGUGUAAUACGGACGAAAGCGGUGAGAUCAUAAACUUUGGGUUUGCAUGGCAGACGUAUUCCGUCACCGUCAGAUAAAUCGACAGUUCACAGCUGGUGAAGAAGCCAGAGAACUAAAGUUCAUUUUGGGCACAUGUGACCUAAAGUGUCGCCUGUGCGCAAAGUUUGCCUCAGGUCAAUACAGUUGUGGACCUUAAUAAUAACGUGUGUAAGUGGUCUUGGGAAGGAGAGAGUUAACUUCGUUUUCCGCUGAAAUGAACCCGGUCUGUGCAUGCGUGUGUAAACUCUCUCAUUUUGAUAAAUGACAGACCGGCGGUCCUCCUCUACCUUUCGAGUAUUUCUCUGAGGAAAUUCAGACUAUGCCGCUAACGCACUCCAGAAGACCUAGAGUGCGCAGCAGAAUUAGGCAUCACCUUGGACAGAGGCAAGAUUUGCUGGAAUAGCUGUUAAUUCUGAUUUUUAAUCUUUCGUCGGAAACUUUUAAUUUCUGGUUUUAUCGCUUUGGUGCAAGAUGGCUAUUUGUGCAAUUUUGCUUCUGUAUGUACUUAACAUUGUUAAUGGACAACAGGCACGGGACCAUGGCCCAUGGAGGCAGAGGAUUCGGUGGGAGAAUAACGGGCAGGUGUACAGUUUAUUGAGCACUGGGUCCGAGUACCACGCGCCUCUACAGUCCAGGAGGGAGUCCAGGGUGUACCUGAGCAGCCGGAGCGAAGGGUCAAGUCGCUUCUCAUCGGCAGUACACGACGGCACGGCACGCGUUCAUGUAGCGAUGUCAACAAACUUGACACCCAGCGACAGUAGGCAGUAUGCAGUGGCGCAAGGCCACGCAGCCGGUGCCAGGCAAUCGGAGCCGAUUGCGCCUCUGCGUCGGGGACUCACGGGUCCCCCGGGCGCCCGCCGUUACACUCCUGAAUACGCGCACAACUCAAACGGCACAAAUAUAGGGCUUCCAUCCGAAUAUUACGGUAGCGGCGCCCAGAGAAGAGGGAGUGUUACCUCGAGCCUGGAAGAAAAUAAUGCAAGAAGGUCUCCUGGGUCACCCGGGGCCGGUAACCAAGCAUCGCGCCAGGGGAACGCAGCAUCUGCGCCUAGGGAGACUGCGCGUGUGGAGAACUUAAACGCGCAUUCGGGCCGUGAUUAUGCGACCAUCGGAGCUCCCCAGCAAGUAAUGAGUGCCAGCGAUAUGUCCUCGCCGUCUGGAUCAAACGUGCCGACCGAGGAAGGAGUAACACCGGACGCUAUGGUCAGCGACGAUCCACGGAACCCACUGAAAAACCACAGAAACGCGGUGUUCUACAACGUCUAUCCAUCCAACGGACGAGCAGUCGCUCGCACUCGCCGCCCCCCUCCUGGAACUGGGUAUGGCACAAGAUAUUUCCACAACGGCCUUCCGGACCUAAUUCCAGACGCCUAUUCCAUUCAGGCGGGCUCCUACAUCCAGCGCAUGCAGAUGUACGCUCUUCGCUGCGCAGCUGAAGAGAACUGUCUCGCGCGGUCAGCAUAUAGACCAACAGUAAGAGACAUCGACUACAGGGUCCUCCUGCGUUUCCCUCAGAGGGUCCGAAACCUGGGGACAGCAGACUUCCUGCCUGUCAAACCCAGACACCAAUGGGAGUGGCACAGCUGUCACCAGCAUUACCACAGCAUGGACGCCUUCAGUAAUUAUGACCUGUUGGACAAGACCAGUGGGCAAAAAAUGGCAGAGGGCCACAAGGCCAGCUUUUGUCUGGAGGACACUGGCUGUGACCCAGGCUUCCGUCGCCGUUAUGCUUGCACUGCGCACACACAGGGGUUGAGCCCUGGUUGCCAUGACACCUAUGCUGCAAACAUUGACUGCCAGUGGAUUGACAUCACAGAUGUUCCUCCAGGAAAUUAUAUCCUUAAGGUCACAGUUAACCCGAAUUUUCUUGUUCCCGAGUCGGACUUUUCCAACAACGUGGUCCGUUGUGAGAUCUUCUACAGUGGUCAUCAUGUCCAGACUCGAAACUGCAGGAUAACCAGGAACUAAAAUGACUGGAGAAAUGGACAUUUUGGUCCGUUUUUAAUUGUUUGUGCAUUGCCGGUUUGUAUGACACCCUUGAUUUAGAAUGAAAACUUGAAAUAUUCCCUUUGUUUGUUGGAAUAAUGUGUCAUAACAACGUACUGUAUCUGUGUUUAGAUUAUUUUUAUGUUCUGACCCUGUGCAAGCAACAAAGUCUUGCAGCAACAUGUACAUUCCAUUGUUUUCGCUUUCUUUUCUCUAGUGUGUGAGUUCUUUCCUUCGGUCUCAUUAUUUUUCUUUUUAAAGUGUCCAGUCCAAAUGAAAGUAUUAUUUGUAGUAUUAUUGUACUGUUAUUUUGUAUUUAAGCUGUAUUAUUAAAAUGUGCUUUUUAAUGUGUCUCUAUGUUACUGUAUGUGUAUAGCCAAUUGCUUUAGAAUUAAGAGUAUUUAUUAUAUAUAAAGUUGUAAGGAUGUGUUGUACCUUUUUAAAACAACGAAGACCAAAGCACGGUCCUUUUUUGUAUAAUCUCUACUUGAGUUUAAUUUCUGAUUGAGUGAUUUAAUGACCUUCCACUGCAGAUCCUCAGCAACCCUAUGACCAAACGAAUCCACGUGCAUGUUCCAUUUUGUUCUAUGAAAGCUUAAUGGUUCCAUUAAACCCCUGUGUGUGGUGUUUGAGUCUG